AUGGCAUCGCAAAAGGCUUGGGCUGUUGUUGCAGGUGUUGGACCUGGCACUGGCGCCUGUGUGGCUCGUCGAUUUGCGAAAACUUAUGCCGUUGCCCUCCUAGCUAGAAAACCUGCAAAUUUCGAACCCAUCGUCGAAGAGAUCAAUGCCGCCGGCGGUAAGGCGAUCGGUAUCAGCACCGACUGCUCAGAGGGCAAAAGUGUCAAGAAUGCAUUCGAACAGUUGAAAAAAGAGAUGGGUGGUGCUUCACUAGCUGCCGCCAUUUACAACGUCGGGGGCAGAUUCGUUCGAAAGCCCUUCCUCGAAUUGACAGAGGAGGAGUUUGAAAGCGGAUGGGAAACUAAUGGACGGGGAGCCUUCCACUUCUCACAAGCCGUUCUGCCACUGCUUCUGGACAAACUCAAUGCGGACCCGGAAUAUCCGCCCACUCUAAUCUUCACAUCUGCCACUGCAGCCAUGAAAGGCUCUGCCUUGUGCGCCUCAUUUGCAGCAGGAAAGUUCGCCAUGAGAGCGGUAGCACAAUCACUAGCAAGAGAGUUCGGACCCAAGGGCAUUCAUGUCACACAUGCCAUUAUCGAUGGCGUUAUUGAUAUUGAGAGGACCAAAGACUGGAAGUUUGAUCAUCCAGAUGCAAAGAUCAAGCCAGAAGCGAUUGCCGACUCAUAUUGGUAUUUACACACCCAACCAAGGACUUGCUUUACUAACGAGAUCGACAUCCGGCCAUACAUUGAAAAGUGGUGA
Messenger RNA from Rhinocladiella mackenziei CBS 650.93, 741 nucleotides. RefSeq lists its product as uncharacterized. The record is from RefSeq and is a predicted model, not a curated record. The coding region runs from base 1 to 741 and encodes 246 amino acids. NCBI's taxonomy places the organism in Eukaryota, Fungi, Ascomycota, Eurotiomycetes, Chaetothyriales, Herpotrichiellaceae. The transcript has 4 exons.